Molecule: messenger RNA, 999 nt
Organism: Magallana angulata
Lineage: Eukaryota; Metazoa; Mollusca; Bivalvia; Ostreida; Ostreidae
Exons: 7
Coding region: 24-953 (309 amino acids)
Source: RefSeq, a predicted model, not a curated record
UCUUGGGAUAGUCCUUAACAGCUAUGAAGGUCGGAUUUCUUCUUCUCUUGUGCCUUGCCGCUGGCAGCCAAGCCAGUUUCCUUGACGAUCUCAAGGCUACAUUUCACAAUAUUGGAACAGCUUUGACAACUACAGUUCAUGCCGUCGGAGAUCAGGCUAAAGUUGUGGGCACCAACCUUCUUCAGGCAGCUUCCGAGCAAGGAAAACAACUCGCUUCUCAAGCUCUUCAAAGUCUUCUCAUGGGAACCAUGAGCGCUCUGCAGAAACCACAAACAGACCCCGCUACCAAGAGAUCUCUCUCUGAACUCCUUGAGCAAAGCAAGCAUUUGACCGAUGCCGCCGAAAUGCUUGUUCAGCAGAAGAUGGACAAACUGAAGGGUGCCUACAACGAGGCUAUUGAUAACCUUAAAGCUGUCUCCUCUCAGCUCACAGACCUUCCAGCCACCGACCUCAUCAAGAAAGUCGACCAGAUUGUCAUCGCUCACCACCUUGUUUCUGAUGGUAUCCAAACCGAGCUCGUCUCAGAGCUGACCAAACUUUUCGGACACGCCUUGUCUCUCCACCCCGGACACAAGAGAGGUACCUUUACCGACACCCUUAGCUCCAUCGGACAAGGUCUUGCCAACUUCUUCCAGCCCCAUGUACAGGCUGUCCAACAGUUAGUCAGCGGAGUUGGCGAGUCCCUGAAACAGACCACCCAACAAUUCCACUCCAGUCUGACUACUGGUACCCACGGAACUGCCAUCCAUGACUCUGCUUCCGCUCUGGCUCAGCACGGACAGAACGCCCUCAGUGCCCUCAAGGACGCCGUCUCUGACAUUCUCCAGCAAACCCUGACCAACAUGCAGCCACACAUCGUCAACAUCCUCCAGCACGGAGCCCAGGCCCUCACCGACACCCUCUCCCAACACCCUGCUGGGUCCCCAUCCGAGACUGCUGCAAACCCGCAGUAAAAUUAAACUGUCAUAUUUUUUUUUACAAAUAAAAUGUGAAAACUUG